This is a messenger RNA of Thermothelomyces thermophilus ATCC 42464, 759 nucleotides long. RefSeq lists its product as uncharacterized. Bases 288 to 749 code for a protein of 153 amino acids. The record is from RefSeq and is a predicted model, not a curated record. Gene Ontology annotation, molecular function: RNA binding. Lineage: Eukaryota; Fungi; Ascomycota; Sordariomycetes; Sordariales; Chaetomiaceae. The transcript has 5 exons.
CCGCCGCGAAACGGUCGGCGAAACGACCUUCCUCUUCGUUAGCGCCCGGCUCCAGAAAAAAAAAAGGUGCUCUCAGUUCCCCGCCUUUCUCUCGGUCCAGCACGCUUCAAACUUUGUUGAAGUCCACUCGCUCUGUUAUUCCGGAUGCCGCCAUCUCUCGUAUUUUGACACUCUCCAGCAGCACGACAGAACGUGACUACACUUUGCCUGCUUUCAACACCUGAGACAAGAACUCGGCAAUUUGGCACGUCAGCAAACUGAGGGAUUCGAAGGGCUAGCCAGCAACAAUGUCGAAACUCUUCAUUGGCGGACUCGCAUGGCAUACAGAAGAAGCGACACUGAGACAGAAGUUUGAAGAGUUUGGUGAGGUUGAGGAGGCCGUUGUGGUGAAGGAUCGCGACACUGGCCGCAGCAGAGGAUUCGGUUUUGUGCGCUACAUAAAUGAGGAUGAUGCCCAGAAAGCCAUCACGGCAAUGAACAACGUUGAGUUCGACGGGCGGCAGAUCCGUGUCGAUAAGGCCUCGGACACUGGUCCUAAAGGUGGUGGACGAGGGGGUGGUACCUCAAACAACUUCAAUAGGGGCGGAUAUGCCCCCAUUCCAGUAGCGGGCGGCCCUGUUCCGGGGAUCGCAUACGGCACCCAGCAGCCAUACGCGAUGCCGACGCCCAAUAUGUACCACCAGCCUUACGGGCGCGGCUAUGCUCCGGCAGGCCCUGCCGCGUACGCCGUCCCUUCGCAAGUGCUAUGAAAGAAGUGCU